UGUCCACAUAUCAACUGUAAUGCAACCAUACGGGGCAAAACCAAACAUUUAGAACAUGUCCAAAAACAUAAUGAAUCAUCCCGUCGUCAUUGCAAGCAGCCCGGUAGUGGCGAAGAGUUCCGUAAUCAUUCAUCAGAAUUUUCUUCCCACAAAGAAGUGCAUCAACCUAAAUUUAAAUGCGAAAGGUGUGAUUUUUCCUCCAACUACAGGAAUUCACUGGCUAGACACAAGGAACGUUACUGCAAAGCUUCUC
Loa loa (African eye worm) is the source of this 253-nucleotide messenger RNA. RefSeq lists its product as hypothetical. Lineage: Eukaryota; Metazoa; Nematoda; Chromadorea; Rhabditida; Onchocercidae. The record is from RefSeq and is a predicted model, not a curated record. The transcript has a single exon. The annotation marks the transcript as partial.